Molecule: messenger RNA, 2307 nt
Organism: Zygotorulaspora mrakii
Lineage: Eukaryota; Fungi; Ascomycota; Saccharomycetes; Saccharomycetales; Saccharomycetaceae
Gene: SWE1
Product: tyrosine protein kinase SWE1
Exons: 1
Coding region: 1-2307 (768 amino acids)
Biological process (GO): protein phosphorylation
Molecular function (GO): ATP binding; protein kinase activity
Source: RefSeq, a predicted model, not a curated record
AUGCAUAUACCAUUGAUGGCGGGAAAUUACAAAAUACGAAUAGAUCGGGAGCCUGUUAUCGAGGAAGAGAGGGAAGAGGAAGAAGAGGAAGACUUUGAAAUGUUCCAAACUGAAAGAGAAGCAGUGGGCAGGAGUGGUCUCGACGAUAUUGGUGAUGAUAAGGGUGACCAAGCGGGCUCCAACAACUUGAAAUUCUAUCCUUAUUCGAAUAGUGGGCUGACAAGAAGUGUAGGCACGUUGAACCUGUCGCUGAGCAACACAGAACUGCCGAAACAGGUGUCAAGGAGAUUGGGGGAUAUCAAAGAGGAGGAGCAAGUAGGAAGUGGUGUAGACGAAUUCAUCAAAGGGUGGUCGCCGUUCAAUGAGGAUGCGCCUACCACGCCUACCACCACUACGUUUGGUAAACAGAGCCUAAAAAACGAAUUGUCGCCAUUCGUUAACGAUCCGGAUAUACUGAGGAAGUGGAAAUUCAAGUCAUCGCUUUCGAAGACGCCGAUUAACGCAAAGGAGGAGGAAAAGAUUUCACCGUCAUGGCAAGAUAACGACGUUCCUGAUCAAUCUGCUUUUCUUUCUCCCAGAGGACUUGUUUCGAAAGUGACACAAGCCAAAGCUGAUGCGAGUUUUCCAAAAAAACUCUCAAUCCUGAAUACACCCGUUAAGAAGUCCCCAGUAAUGGAUACCUCCCGAAUCAGCAAUUCUUUAAUGGACUCUCCAAAUUACCUCAAUCAGAGUAACUUCACUCAAAACACGUCAUUUUUUAUUCAAUCACCAUCAGUUCGAUUCCUGCCACAAUUAUAUGUUGAAGAGUCACCAUUCGACUCAUUCACAAAUACAGAAUUGAACAAAAAGAGCGCAAAGGUACGAAACUCACAAUCACCCGCACAACUUCAUGUUAAUCGUUACAAGAAGAUUAAGAAAUCAAGAAACUCAGUUUUGCUAAACAAUGAAGAGCUCACAAAUAGUUUACAACAAUUUACGGAUGAUCUUUAUGGUACUGAAAAUGAAAAUGACAAUGGGCAUGAGAACGCGAAUGAGAAUGAUAAUGAAAACGAUUUCGAAAGCAGCAAAAUUGGCGAGGAUGAUCUUUCAUUUUUCAACAACUUUAGGCCCCGGUUAAGCAAUCUUUCUAAUGAUAUUGACAGUUGUUCAAGUACAGAUACUACACCAACAAGAAAAAAAACACUUUUGAACAAUAAUAUGAAAACGAUAGAAUCAUCACCAUCUCCUUUGAAGACGAGAAGAUUUAUCAAUGCCAAGAUAAGUACCAAUCCAGAUGCACAUCUUUUUGAAAAGUUUAGCAAUGUAAUGGCGAUUGGGGAUGGUCAAUUUUCGACUGUUUAUCAAGUUACGUUUACUGAAACUAAUAAGAAAUAUGCUGUAAAAGCGAUCCAACCGAAUAAAUUUAAUUCAAUGAAGAGGAUUCUACAGGAGAUCAAGCUGCUAUCAGAAAUUAGUGAGACAAAUUUAGAUGAAGAGGGUAAAGAAUAUGUCAUUGAUUUUAUAAGUUCAUGGAAUCAUCAAACUUCUUUCUAUGUUAUGACUGAAUUUUGUGAAAACGGUAAUCUCGAUAUUUUUUUGAGAGAACAGAUUAUUGCCAGGCAAGUAAGGCUUGAAGAUUGGAGAAUUUGGAAAAUCAUUGUUGAAUUGAGUUUAGCCCUAAGAUUCAUCCAUGAUUCGUGUCAUAUUGCUCAUUUGGAUUUAAAGCCAGCAAAUGUAUUGAUUACAUUUGAAGGUAAUCUAAAACUAGGAGAUUUUGGCAUGGCAACUCACUUGCCAUUAGAAGAUCAAAGUUUUGAAAACGAGGGUGAUAGAGAGUAUAUUGCACCGGAGAUAAUUUCAGAAUGCGUUUACGAUUUUAGGGCUGAUAUCUUUUCUCUUGGACUAAUGAUUGUUGAAAUUGCUGCAAAUGUUGUAUUACCAGAUAAUGGUAAUGCAUGGCACAAGUUACGUUCGGGCGACUUAUCUGAUGCAGGACAAUUGAGCGCAACAGACAUUCAUUCAAACUCCCUAUUUUCCGAUAAUUCUAAAGUUGAUACAAAUUUGACAGAAAUAUCAGACUACCACAAUAAUUUCAACGGUCAAAGGCAGAAACACAAGAUCCCAGCAUGGGUACCAAAAUUUCUAAUAGAUGGUGAAUCUUUGGAGAGGAUGGUAAAAUGGAUGAUUGAACCUGAUUACAAGCGAAGACCAACUGCAAGUGAGAUUCUAAAUGCUGAGGAGUGUAUAUAUGUUGAAAUGACCCGUAAAGCUGGUGCCAUAGUUCAAGAAGAUGACUACGGUCCAAAACCUGGCUUUUUCAUGGCAUGA